CCACUAAUUUCUAAUUGUUGAUGUAUUUUUUCAACAAAAAUAAAGUAAAAUUCAAAGACAUAGAAAAUAUCCUUAAACUUGAUUAAUUAGUGCCUGAGAUUAGGAAUCUCUAAACACUGUAACGUACAGAAACUAAACUGGAAAAUAAAAUACUGAAAUUUAAAGUGGUGAUCCCCAAAUCUGACUUUGCUUUGUUGAAGUUGAUUGAAGAUGCCUUGCCAAAUGAUGAUCCAAAUCCUUAAAUAUUCCCUGGGAAACCGUACUGAAAACCGUCACCCGAACGGUUACAACGUCUCCUUCUCAACCGUCUUCCAACCUUUCUUAUGCUGACACGUGUCCCCAGCAGACCAAAAAUCCCUAUAUUUCACUCCUUGAGCCAACUACAGACCUUCCGCUCUUUUGGCCCGACUUCGUCCUUCGUCCGACCUACUUCUUCGCCCGACCCCACUUGGGCCGACCUCCAUAUCAACCGCCCCCUAUAUUUGAUCAAAGGCCUCCGUGUUUGUCCGACUCCUCCUUCUAUCCGACCUACAGUUUACCCGACCUGCGGAUAUCCCAUCUCAACGACUUUCUGUCUCGAGGAUCUCCCGACUUGAAAACCUUCCGACUUGAGGUCUUUCCGUCUUGCGGACCUCCCGACCUGAAGACCUUCCGACUUGAGGUCUUUCCGUCUUGCGGACCUCCCGACCUGAAGACCUUCCGACUUGAGGUCUUUCAUCUUGAGGGCCUCCCGACCUGAAGACCUUCCGACUUGAGGUCUUCCCGUCUGGCGGACCUCCCGACCUGAAAACCUUCCGACCUGAGGUCUUUCCGUCCUGAGGACCUACCGACCUGAGGUCCUUCCGUCCUGUAUUUUCCUUAGAAAUAAAUAAAUAAAUUUAUUUUCCUUGAUUUCCUCACGGUGUCCUUCAGCCAGUUCAAUCAACCCUAUUGUCAGGCCCAUUCUUCUUUUUACCUUGGGCUUUUAACCUAAUUCUAAAUUUCGUACGUAACAACUUGCCCGCCGCCAAGGGACUUUCAAACGCCAUUUAGCAAUCAAUGUUUGGAAGUUCAUAAAUCACUACCCUCUUGAAAAACUCCCUUAGCAACUGCACCAGUUACUGCAACACUCCUGAUAAACUUCCUUCUUCGCAAUACAAGCCUGUGUGAAUCACAAUCCCAAAACAUUCUAACUAUGGCGAAUCAAUACAUGCCUGCCCUUCCUUUCGACGGAACCCUUCCAGAAGGUCCAUUUUCAGCUUCGAAAGUACUAACUCCGACGAUCCGUCCAUAUUGCACUACUCCUGAAGAUUCAAAUCGGAUGAGGGAAGUUUUGGAAUCUCGCAACCCCUUGGCUAUCAACAAUCCCAACUACCAAGCAGUUCGCAUCCGGGACAGCAUCAAAACCCAUCUCACAGACCCAAAAGAUCUGUAUCGCGCUUGGUAUCGACGAGUAGCAGAACACUUCCAGACCCAAUGGCGUUCCCAAAAAAUCGACCAAGCAAUAUUGCUGUCCACCAUGCCUAUCAACCUGCAUGAGAAGGUGUUGUUGGCCAUGUCUGCCUUCUGGAAUGCGGAAAAUGGGACUUUCCUCUUCCCAUCAGGCCCCUUUGGCCCAACUCUUAUGGACGUGGCCAUGAUCGCACAUCUCCCAAUCGUGGGUGAAGACCCUGUAAUGGGAGCCCUAGAUGGGCAGGAGCCAUCAGAAGACCAUCCGGGAUGGUCCUUACAAAGUGUGAAGGAAUGGGGUUGGACAAAGUUCGCAACCGACCAGCAAGGGGCUCCAGGGACUCCUGUAACCGACCGGGAGCAUACUGCCUUUAUUCUGUUCUGGCUUUGUAGGUACAUCAUUGUUUCUCCUUCCAAAAGUGUUCUUCCUUCCCACCUCGACCUGGCCAUUCAUAUUGCGUCAGGUCGGUUCUUCUCCCUUGGUACUCUAUUUUUAGCCAAUCUGUUCGAAGGACUCACCAGGGUUAGCCUUCGUUUAACAGAUAACGAUAAUAGGAAAUUAGACACUGCCGCGUCGGGUCCUUUUUGGUUUUUAGAACUUUGGUCCCGUCUUUACUUUCCCAACGCGUUUAACUUAGGAUCUCCGCCCACUAUGCCAACGUCUGAAAAACAUUUAGGAUUAAUCCUCAACCGACUCUGCUCAGGACGCAAUAAACUCCAAUCAUCCGACCCAAUAAUAACUGCCAUUUUAACAGAUACCCGCAGUAACUCUCGAUUUUCUAUGUAUAAAAAAUAUGCGGGUUAUGCUCCCGACCAUUUUUGGCCCUUUCCAGUACCAAACCCACUUCCGACUCCUGAGCCUUGUCCUCAUCCCACCUAUCCUUUCGCCUGGGACGUCGCCCUCAAACCCAGGUCUCUUUUUAGUAGCAAGAAACUUGAUAAAAAAGGGCAGAAAACUUUUUACACUUUUAACUAUGAACCUCAAUUCAUGGCGCGCCAGUUCGGCUGUUGCCAAGGUAUCCCUGGACCCGUCGCGUGUCCCCAAAUAAUUUUUCAAAGCCCCGACCGACGAGUCCUUCCUAAUUCAAUCCCUUCUUAUAUCUCCCAGCUCACCACGUAUAUAAUUUCCAAUUCUUAUAUUCCUUUCCGCUCCAACCCUGAGAUCGUAGAUACUUUCAAUGAAUGGUGGUCGGUCGUAUGGUCCCUGAUAUCCCCUGAUGAGAGUCGGUUGCUGAACGUCCUCCUCCCUCCCCAAGGACUGGUUCUAGGGACGGCGAUACAUACUAGCACCCAAAAACAUACAACCGCCCCGGGAAUCGGAUCUGGUGGUCCCACGCGCAAAAGAAAAACUUCCCAAUUGCAAACACCCCCGACCUCGGAGACCGACCAACAAACACUAGCAGACCUUGGAAUAAAUAGGACGUCAGCAAGGACCCGACCCCGAAUUGAACCGACCUUGGUGACACCGACCAAGCAACCGACGCCAGCACCAACCGACCAUUCAAUCGGGCCUUUGGUCCAGACCAAUUUGCCAAUGAGCAAUCGGGCGGAGGACCCGACGCGGAGGCAAACUCUUCCUCCCGCACCGAGGAGUGGUCGGGCCAGGCCCCCGACCAGGAGACAAUCUUUACCAGCAGUACCUACAGAACCAACACCUUCACCCAUCCCAUCAGCAGCAGGGGUCUCUUCUGACAGCGAGGGGACUACUUCCCAGAUGGGUCGGCCGCCAUACAUGGCAUCAGACUCAUCUAUAUCAAAGGAAGAACCAGCCGCCCUCGCCGAAACUGACCUUCAAAACGACAUCCCUGAUGCUGCUGAUCCCGAAAUCGAAGGUGCCCCAGAGAUCCUGGCUGCAGUGGCUCUAGAGGUAGCCGUCCAACCUGCAGCCGCCCUACCAGCAGCGGCACUCCCUCUAGCCAUCGAAUGGCAGGCAGAAGAACCACCCGUGGCAGCCCAACCUCCAGAAAUGGGAGAAAUGUCUUCAUCCGAUUCGGAGACUUCUGUGAAUUUGGGACCCAGGUCGGCACCUCAGCGACCAUUCGCAGCAGCCGACGAGUCGGCUGCUAUUAUACCAGCUGUCUGCCCAACUCGACCGACCUCAUUGCUGCCCCCCUCACUGACAGCAGUCCGCCCAGAGGGGCCUUCGGACUUAGCUGUCCUAUCGACUGUUCCGGUUCCAGCGGAGGCCCAGACUGUGUUCACUGAGGCCAUUAACCGUCCCCUGUCCGAACUAAGGUCCGACUUAUUGGACAAACUCAUUCAGACGGUUGGUGGCCUUCUUUUUUACACUCCAACGGAAUCACCAGCCGUCCCCAUUCUGCAUCGGCUGAUGGAAAGACUUACAGAGCUCAAGACUGAAGUGGUAGUCAUUGGCCUUCUGUCAGCCGAAACCCCCCAGCCCGACUUCGAUCAAACAACGCUGGAGAAUUCUUUGACCAAGACUCGAGAAUCCCUUCAGCAAACUACUGGAAGACUGGGUGGUCUCCUUAGCACGAAAGCUCUGGUUGAUGAUGCCAUUCAGAAAAAGGAGGCAGAAUUGCGGGAGCUGAGGAAAGAACAGUCUACCCUGGAUAAGCAAAUUACCAAUGAACAGCAUCUGCUUGAGAAGUAUACCAAAAAUGAGGCUGAAUUGGAUCAAGAGCUGAAAACCCAAGCCCGAUCCCAAUUCAUCAGAAGAUAUCAGAUGGCUGCCAAUACCAGAAGGCUAUCCAGGGAUGAAAACAAAUGGACACAGAUAAAAACUGCCCUAGGGGCACUAUUGUAAUAUUUCCCCCUUUGUAACAACAACUGACUUAGUAAUCCAUUUUUUCUUUCUUCUCUCAAAACAAGGAUCACCUUUCAAUUCCCAGCUUUAUAGGAAACGAACCAAACUCCUUCUUUAAAAGAACAUUGUUUCUCACAUUUCAAGAAACACAUUCCCAGGCACACUGAAAGUGUUAACAAACAUGGCGAAUGACCGACCUCAUGUUCCAUCAAGCAACUGGGAGGGUGUUCUUCAACCCUUCUUUGUAGGUAAUCACCCUAUUGGAGGCCAUGCAGAAGACUUGUUACAUAUACUCAAGCAACUAGACUUCAAAUUCCGAUUCUCCCAACGAGGUAGAAGAACUAUUCAUCGCGUCAUCCGCCUGAUGGAAAAAGUCAUUGAGGGGUAUGAACCUCUUCAUGACAUCCUCAGCCGCAUCCCUGAUCUCCAUCAUCACAUGGAAAUGAUCGAAAAUCACGCAGCAAACAUACUUCCAGAUCUUGGUUGGGAUAACCUAUUUUCCAACCAACGAAAAGUCUUUUCAAGAUUGCGGACCAUCGUUGAUCGUGAACAUCAAGCCCUAACAGACAUGCAAGCACGUACCCACCAAGAUCUAGAUGACAUGCAAAGCCAAUGGGAAAGGUACCGACCAGACUUGGAAGAUCUUAUUGAAGAAGAACCAGAGCUAAUAUCCACUCACUGGGAUGAGAAGUCUGAUUCAGAGACAGAAAAGUUCUCACAACCACACGAUGACUAACAGAAAUGAACCUUCCAGUAGGUUCGAACCCCCAUAAAUGGGUUC
This is a messenger RNA of Andrographis paniculata, 4973 nucleotides long. RefSeq lists its product as uncharacterized. The transcript has 5 exons. Lineage: Eukaryota; Viridiplantae; Streptophyta; Magnoliopsida; Lamiales; Acanthaceae. The record is from RefSeq and is a predicted model, not a curated record. Bases 1175 to 4192 code for a protein of 1005 amino acids.